Molecule: messenger RNA, 1359 nt
Organism: Hirsutella rhossiliensis
Lineage: Eukaryota; Fungi; Ascomycota; Sordariomycetes; Hypocreales; Ophiocordycipitaceae
Product: aminotransferase class-V domain-containing protein
Exons: 2
Coding region: 1-1359 (452 amino acids)
Source: RefSeq, a predicted model, not a curated record
AUGGGCCACAACUUGCCCAUCAUCAAUGGCCCGCCCAAGCAGUCCCACGUCAAGCAGCUCGGCGGCGCACUGAAGAAGGACUUUCCGUUUGACCCGGAAUGGCUCAAUCUCAACCAUGGCUCCUUUGGCAGUAUUCCCAAUGCCAUGUGCGCCAGGUUACGCCACUAUCAGGACGCGACCGAGGCUCGCCCUGACCAGUUCAUACGCUACGACUACCCCAGGCUACUGGAUGAAUCACGCGCCGCCGUUGCAGACCUGGUCAACGCUCCCGUCGAGACCGUUGUCUUCGUCACCAACGCUACCGAUGGCGUCAACACCGUCUUCCGCAACCUGACCUGGGCAGAGGACGGCAAGGAUGUCAUCCUGACCUUCUCCACCGUCUACGAGGCCUGCGCAAACGUGGCCGACUUCAUAGUCGACUACUACAACGGCGAGAUCGAGCACCGGCCCAUCCCCAUUUCCUACCCGCUUGAGGAUGACGAGAUCCUCGAGGCCUUUCGGGACGCGGUUCGGCGUGUCGAGGCUGACGGCAAGAGGGCCCGCGUCUGCAUCUUCGACGUCGUCUCCUCUAGGCCCGGCGUUCUCUUCCCCUGGGUCGACGUGACAAAGGCGUGCAAGGAGCUGGGCGUCAUCAGCAUGGUCGACGGCGCCCAGGGUAUUGGUAUGGUUCCUCUCGACCUGACUGCUGCCGACCCGGACUACUUCGUCUCCAACUGCCACAAGUGGCUGCAUGUCCCCCGAGGCUGUGCCGUCUUUUACGUGCCUCUCCGCAACCAGCAUCUGCUGCCAACGACGCUCGCCACCAGCAACGGAUACAUUGCCAAGUCGUCGCCCCGCGGCUCACCGCUCCCGCCAAGCGCCAAGGGCGUCUUUGUCAACAAUUUCGAGUUCAUGGGCACCAAGGAUAACGGCCCGUUUCUGUGUGUAAAGGACGCCAUUGCCUGGAGACGGGACGUUCUCGGCGGCGAGGACAGAAUCUUGGCGUAUCUAUGGGACCUAAACAAACGAGGUAGCCUGCACGUCGCCGGCGCUCUGGGCACGGAGAUUCUGGAGAAUAGCAAAGGCACUUUGACCAACUGCAGCAUGGGCAACGUCGCGCUGCCCAUAUGGAUCGGCGAAAAGGGCGAAAACGCCCGAGACAGCGACGCCCUCGUCGCGGACAAGGACGCCGGCACAGUGUUUCAGUGGAUCGCAAGGACCAUGGUCGACGACUACAAGACCUUCAUGUCGCUGUUUGUGCUCAAUAACCGUUUCUGGGUGAGAAUCAGCGCCCAGGUGUACUUGGAUAUGAGGGACUAUGAGGUUGCCGCCAAUGUCCUCAAGGAACUGUCGGCGAGAGUGAGCGCGAAAUGGGGUUAG